Messenger RNA from Epinephelus fuscoguttatus (brown-marbled grouper), 4141 nucleotides. It is a transcript of the gene tm9sf4, whose product is annotated as transmembrane 9 superfamily protein member 4. Gene Ontology annotation, biological process: protein localization to membrane. Bases 22 to 1956 code for a protein of 644 amino acids. Gene Ontology annotation, cellular component: membrane. The transcript is spliced from 18 exons. The record is from RefSeq and is a predicted model, not a curated record. NCBI's taxonomy places the organism in Eukaryota, Metazoa, Chordata, Actinopteri, Perciformes, Serranidae.
CACUAAUGACACGUAUUCAAAAUGGCGGCCGCGGCUAUGGAGACGUGGUGGGCCUUGCUGCUUUUGUCCUCGUUGCCUGCUGUUCGGCCUUUCUAUGUACCCGGAGUCGCUCCCCGGGACUUCCAUGAGGGUGACGUAGUAGAUCUUAAGGCAGUAAAGCUGACCAGCUCCCGCACCCAGCUUCCUUAUGAAUACUACUCCCUGCCUUUCUGUAAGCCAGCCUCUGUUGUCUACAAGGGAGAGAACCUGGGUGAGGUAUUGCGAGGGGACCGUAUUGUGAAUACCCUCUACAAUGUGGAGAUGAACAGGGAUAAGAAAUGUGAGAUGGUAUGCAACAAGAAAAAGCUCAGCAUAGAUGAAAGCAAGCUGGUUGCUGAGCGAAUCCAGGAGGAGUAUUAUGUUCACCUUAUUGCAGAUAAUCUGCCAGUGGCCACCAGGUUAGAGUUUUACCCCAACAGAGAGGCAGGAGGGGAGGAGGAGCAGAAGAAGGAUGUGGUGAAAGAUAUCCAGUUUGAACAUGGCUACAGACUGGGCUUUGUCGACAACAACAAGUUUUAUCUGCACAACCACCUGUCCUUCAUCCUGUACUUCCACAGGGAGAAGCUGGAGCAAGGGGAUGUUCACGACUACAGAGUGGUGCGAUUUGAGGUCGUACCCCAAAGUGUAAAAGUCGAUGAUCUGAAGCCUGUGGAAAAUGACAAAACUUGCACCUUGCCUGAGGCCAGUGGCUCUGCCCCACAGGAGAUUGACCCUACCAAGGAGAACGAGGUCCUCUUCACCUACUCUGUCCACUGGGAGGAGAGUGAGGUGAAGUGGGCGUCUCGAUGGGACACAUACCUGACCAUGAGCGAUGUCCAAAUUCACUGGUUCUCCAUCGUUAACUCUGUGGUGGUCGUCUUCUUCCUGUCUGGUAUUCUGAGUAUGAUCAUUAUCAGGACCUUGAGGAAGGACAUCGCUAACUACAACAGGGAGGAUGACAUAGAAGACACCAUGGAGGAGUCAGGGUGGAAGAAUGUCCAUGGUGAUGUCUUCAGGCCACCUCAGUAUCCCAUGAUCCUCAGCUCUCUGCUGGGUUCAGGGAUCCAGCUCUUUUGCAUGAUCCUCAUUGUCAUCUUUGUUGCCAUGCUGGGCAUGCUGUCUCCAUCCAGUAGAGGGGCCUUGAUGACCACUGCUUGCUUCCUCUUCAUGUUCAUGGGUGUAUUUGGUGGUUACUUUGCUGGCAGACUGUACCGUACACUGAAGGGCCAUCGGUGGAGGAAAGGAGCAUUUUGCACAGCAACUUUGUAUCCUGCCGUGGUUUUUGGAAUCUGCUUCAUCCUCAACUGUUUCAUCUGGGGAGAGCACUCCUCUGGGGCAGUUCCCUUCACUACAAUGCUGGCCCUGCUAUGUAUGUGGUUUGGCAUCUCCAUGCCCUUGGUCUACCUGGGCUACUACUUUGGCUUCCGCAAACAGCCAUAUGAUAACCCAGUGCGCACCAAUCAGAUCCCUCGGCAGGUCCCAGAGCAGCGCUGGUACAUGAACAAGUUUGUCGGAAUCCUGAUGGCUGGGAUCCUGCCAUUUGGUGCAAUGUUCAUCGAGCUCUUCUUCAUUUUCAGCGCCAUCUGGGAAAAUCAGUUCUAUUACCUCUUUGGCUUCCUGUUUCUGGUCUUCAUCAUCUUGGUGGUCUCCUGCUCUCAGAUCAGCAUUGUAAUGGUUUAUUUCCAGCUCUGCGCAGAGGACUACCGGUGGUGGUGGAGAACUUUCCUGGUUUCAGGAGGCUCAGCGUUCUACGUCCUCAUUUACGCCAUCUUCUACUUUGUCAACAAGCUGGACAUUGUGGAGUUCAUCCCCUCCCUCUUGUACUUCGGUUAUACAGCCCUGAUGGUUCUGUCGUUCUGGCUGCUAACAGGCACGAUUGGCUUCUACGCAGCCUACAUGUUCAUCAGGAAAAUCUAUGCUGCAGUCAAGAUCGACUGAGUCGUCACUGUUGCUGCUGUUCUCGUUGUUUUUUGGUUUUUUGAUUUUCUUUGUUGUUGUUUUUUUUGUCGCAUUCUGUUUUUUUAAUGUAUAUAUUUUUUAUUCUUCAUGUCCAACAAGCACUGACUUGUGUGUAGAGGGAAUGAGAGGGGUGCUUUUUAUGGCGCAACAGCCCCACCCACUGGCCUCAUGGGGAAGAACAGCAAGGUGGCAGAGCUAAACCGGCUGUCUCUCUCCCUGUCUCUCUCCCUCUCGCUUCUACCCCCCCCUCCUCUUUCCAGGACAGAGACUCCGAGGGAAUUAUUCUCUGAUGGGACAGUUAAUGUCUCCUGCUGUUUCACCUUGCACACAACAAAGUGGGCCAAAGCUUGUCAAAUGAUGGUUUCUGCACAUUUUUGUUUUGUUUAUUCAUUUGUGUUAUAAGUCUAACUUAUCCAGUUUUUUUUGUCGUCACAGGAUUUGUCUUUGACCUUAUUUCUUCCAAUCAUCUUCAUGUCUCAUCUGAUUUCUUUACAUUACUUCUGUCUGUACAUCGUCUCUGUUUUCAGAUGUCACUUUGGUUUUAUUUCAGAGACUUUGGAUGACAAGGAAGGAUCGGGGAGUCUAACUGUGGUUAUGGUGUUGUUGUGUUGAACUAAUAUAGAUGGAAAUUAUGCUGGGAAGUUCUACAUUGUAACACAAGAAAUGAUAAAUUAAAUGUUCUGUUAUUUUUACCCCAGUUUCCAUGUCCUGGUGUGACCAUGUUAACCACAACUGUAAUCAAGAUAUUCGCUUCUCCUUCCAAAACAAUGGGUCUCUUAUAAAUGUCAAAAUAUUGGUCCAUUCACUCUAAAUGAUGCAGAACAGCUCUGAAUGGGACUAUGAACCCGAUGCCCUAAAGCAGCGGACUGUGGGGUGAAGCUACUGGAGUUGGAGAAAAAGGAAAGGCUACAGACUACCCAAAAAGACAAGGACCAACCUUGUGUAUUUGGAAGUCUACAACACAAAUAUGUGUUUGAAGCUUUUCCAGUAGAAACGUACAAAAAAAGUACAACUGUUUCCGCUCAUUAACCGUGCCGUCAGUGUAGCCUUAGCAGUGCUGGACGCCUGCUGAACUAUGCAGUAAUGGAAAGAAAGAAGUGCAAAAUUGCUGUUUGUGAUGGUUUUUUCAAAGGACCUUUUUUUUGUUGAGAAAUGAUGCCUCAUUUCUUUAAGUUUGAAUCAAAUGUAUGAUACAUUUUUGUGUAUAAUAUGAAAAAAACUCUGAAAGCCAGCAGGAUCACCUCUGUGUGUUUCUACCUAUAGUGGUAGAUACUGUAUCAUUUUUGACAGUGCUUGGGUCUCAUGGGUUGCAGAGCAUUGAAAUGUAAUCCAGUGUUCUUAAUAGAUCUGUAUAGUAAUAAUGUAUUCUUAAAUUACAGCUCAUGUUUUUUCCCUUCUUUUCAAAGGAUGUUCUUGGGGGUUUCAAAAAUGUGGUUAUAUUUUUUCUGUGUUUCAUCAGCAGAAAACUUUAAAAUUGCAUUUAGAGCUUGGGUGCAGUCUUAUUACAAAUUUAGUUUGGCAAGCAAUUCAAGCUAAGGGCUUCCCAAAGACAACUAGUGUAUGUUGCUGUAGCUAAAUUACACAAUAUAUAUUAAUUACAUUACAUCAUAAUCAUGAAAUUAAAGGAACAGCUUGACAUUUUGUGAAAUACACGUAUUGUCUUUCUUGCCAAGGGUUAGAAGACUGAGUGUAUAUCCCAAAAUGACAAAGUAUUCCUUGGGAGAUAACACAGGCGGAUCAUCAUGGUUCUAACUUUACUAUAUAUCUCAAGCACAGAACAGAUAGUGCUCUCUGCUGCCCUAACACGAGUCCAUUAGAACACUGGUAUAUAAUUACAGUAUAGUCAAUGGUCGAUGUUAGCGGCCAGAUUUUGGUCCAAAGAGAAUAUUCUAAAGACAAGCAGAGAAGAUACUUUUGCAUCAAGCCUCACAGGCUCCUGAACAAAUAACGCCUCAUUUCCACAUAGUUUUGUUUACGUAUGCGAGUCAACUGGGAGUCCAUUCAUUCUGAAGAGAAUCUCCAUGAUCUCUGAUGUGUUUGAGAAACUCGUCCUUCCAAUUUUAUUGUCCUGAAUUUGUCUCUAGUGCAUUGAAAAAAAAUUGAACCAUUGCGGCAGAUUUCAGUCAGAAUGUAUGUAGUGCAUAGUUUCAGUAAUGACUAGAUA